CGCCGAAGUUGCAGUCGAAUGUGAAGAGCUUCAGAGAAGGAAUCCGAGACACUGCGAUUUGGAGAUCGAAUGUGAAGUCACGUGGAUCCAGUCGCACAUUUAUUUCCGUGAGUCGGCUUAGGGCUAGAGACGUCCGUCGGGGACAACUUUGACUUUCAUCGACCUCACAAAGGCCUAAACUACCGACCGACACAGGUACAUACGAGGAACAUGAUUAACGCAGUUUUCUCCACGGAAGGAGCCGCAGAAGUUCUCGCGGUGGUAUUCGUCGGCGCCAACUCUACCCGCCCUUUUCCGGACGUCCUACUCUUUCUUUCCAUUCUCACCGGCGUUCCAGUUCAGACACUACAAAGCCACUAUCGCUUCUUCUCCAAACAGCAGACGUUGAACGCGGCAGACCCGAAUUUGAACAUCGGCCCCGGGCACUACGUUGUGCAACCUAAUGCCGACGAAGAUCCCGCCCUCCCUCAGCUGGGCCGUUGGGCGAACACCGUCUCUCUCUUUCCUCCUCGAUCCGCAGCGUCGAGCAGGGCUGGCCCCCGUCCCGGUAGCGCAGGGACUGUCGCUUCAGCCUCUAACCCUCCGUCUGGAGUGAGUACUCCGCGUGACGACGACACCGAAGCUUCGCCUGAAGCCGUGAAACGAUACGCCCGGUUUACUCUGUCUCUCGGCUUGCGAGACCGUCGCUGCGUCGUCACGGGCAACGCAGAUCCGGAUGCCUUGGAGGGGGCACACAUUAUCCCACACUCGUGGAAGCGCCAACAUUACUGGGGCCUCCCUGAAGACAUUCGACAGACCCUGCUUCUGGACUAUCAGCCGCUCUGUAUUGACGAUGUGCGAAACGGCUGCUUAAUGGAAGCCUCGAUCCACGCCGCCUUUAAUAUGCAAUAUUGGUCUGUGGUAGAUGAGGGGGAUGGGCGGUGGCGGGUGGUCGCGAUGGACAAGAAAGCACCUUCAUCCAUCGUCGGUCAAUAUUUACGCAUACCCGACCCGGGCUCCGCCGACAACCACCUUACUUACCCUGAGUGCUUCGUCAAUCCUCGUUUUUUGCAGUUCCAUUUACAAAGCGCCGUCUUUCGGCGCAUGCGUGGCGCCGGCGAAGACGAUGAGGGUGACUAUGAUGAUCGCGACAAGCCGCUCGGCGACGUGAUGAAGAUCUGGGCUGAUGAGGAGAACUUCGGGCGUUACGUUCGCUCCGGCGGGAACGUCGCGCUAGCCGUCGAGUAGAGGAGAAGUUGUUGGCUCGUU
This is a messenger RNA of Fimicolochytrium jonesii, 1248 nucleotides long. RefSeq lists its product as uncharacterized. The record is from RefSeq and is a predicted model, not a curated record. The coding region runs from base 211 to 1227 and encodes 338 amino acids. NCBI's taxonomy places the organism in Eukaryota, Fungi, Chytridiomycota, Chytridiomycetes, Spizellomycetales, Powellomycetaceae. The transcript has a single exon.